GAGAUGCCCAGGAGAUGACGGAAGAGACUUCUGGGAGUCAAUGGAUAACCAAAAGACAAGGAGGAAGCCAGCGAGAGAGCUGUGGCAAUGAAUCCAGUCUCUGUCAGGAUGAAGUCCAUGGUAUUAUCCAAAGCAAAGGAGGACUCUGCAAAGGGAAGAGAAAGAAUGACUGCCCAAUGGGACAGAAAACGUUACCGCACAAAUCGGAAUUUAGUGGUCGCUGCAAAACGCACAAAGGGGAGAGACUGUAUAAAUGCUCAGAGUGUGGAAAGAGUUUCAGUUGCAGCUCAAAGCUGGCUACCCACCACAGAGUUCACACAGGGGAGAAGCCUUAUAAAUGCUCAGAGUGUGGAAAGAGCUUCUUUCAGGGCGUACACCUUACGGGCCAUCGAAGAAUUCACACAGGGGAGAAACCAUACAAAUGUUCAGAAUGUGGAAAGAGCUUUUCUGACCAAUCGAAUCUUCGAAGACAUCAAAUGGUGCACAUGGGACAGAAACCACAUGAAUGUUCAGAGUGUGGAAAGAGCUUCAAGCAUCACCAAGAACUGUAUGCUCAUCAAAGAAUUCACACAGGGGAGAAACCGUAUGAAUGCUUUCAGUGUGGAAAGAACUUCAGUCAGAUUGCAAGCCUGACUGCCCAUCAGAGAAUACACACUGGGGACAAACCAUACAAAUGUGCAGAGUGUGGAAAGAGCUUCACUCAAGGCACGCACCUUACUUACCAUGAAAGAAUCCAUACUGGGGAAAAACCAUAUAAAUGCUCAGAGUGUGGAAAGAGCUUCUGUCAGAAGGGUACUCUCACUUCCCAUCAGAAAACCCACACAGGGGAGAAACCAUAUAAAUGUCUGGAGUGUGGAAAGAGCUUCACUAGAAGCUCAAUCCUUUCUAUGCAUAAAAAACACAUACACGAGGGAGAAGCCCCAUUCAUGUUCCAAAUGCAGAAAGAGUUUCAGUAGCAGCUCAUACCUUGCUAUUCAUCAAAGGACGUAUA
Messenger RNA from Gekko japonicus, 991 nucleotides. Its product is annotated as zinc finger protein 239-like. The coding region runs from base 15 to 956 and encodes 313 amino acids. Gene Ontology annotation, biological process: regulation of immune system process; negative regulation of transcription by RNA polymerase II; regulation of cytokine production. The record is from RefSeq and is a predicted model, not a curated record. NCBI's taxonomy places the organism in Eukaryota, Metazoa, Chordata, Lepidosauria, Squamata, Gekkonidae. The transcript has a single exon.